Messenger RNA from Ctenopharyngodon idella (grass carp), 6509 nucleotides. RefSeq names its product trichohyalin. Lineage: Eukaryota; Metazoa; Chordata; Actinopteri; Cypriniformes; Xenocyprididae. The record is from RefSeq and is a predicted model, not a curated record. The coding region runs from base 219 to 4685 and encodes 1488 amino acids. The transcript is spliced from 30 exons.
UCUGCUGAGGAGCUGUGGAGAGCCUGGCAACAGCAAAGCUCAGCAAACACAGACAUUCGUAACAUGGGUCGAAAUGAUUCUGUAGUAUGUAAAAGCAGCAGGUGGGGAUGCUGAACGAACACGCAAAUGCAUUCUGAGUUAAAGAGAAACGGUCGUUGAGGAGAGGGGUGCUGGGCCACAGACUGAGCAUUCAUUCAAAGAACAUUAUCAGCAGCAAAAUGAAAGAUUUUGUCCUGUCAUUGUUGAGUCGUGGGUACGGCCAUUUUGUGCCAGAUGAAAAUGGUAUUGAUGGAAGACUGGAGGUCUGCUUUGAACCAGAGGACUACUUCAACUGGAAAUCUCAGCCUCCCCUGCUGCGUCUUACGAGCAGUGGCCGGUUUUUUGGAGGCCUAGAGCCGGCGCCACCUAAGACCUACAGUACCAGGAGAGGGCCUCUUAUUCUGUAUUCAGAAGAUCUCGCACUGGCAUACCAGUCUGGCCAGGUUAACAGGAAGAGAAAGACUCCGAGCUGCCCAAAACAGGAAGUUGAGAAACAGCUGCACACACUGCAAGACCUGACUGGAGCUAUUUUGGCCUUUGGAAAAAAGAAGGCACAAGUUGGAUCUUUUGCUGGUGUAACGCACCCAUUAUUGCCAGAUACUAAACAUGCUACCCAGAACAUCCACAUGCAACAGAGACCUGGAGAGAAGAACUACAAUCCAAGCCAGGCUAAAGGAGAGAAAGCUGGACAGGUCAGAUACCAGCCACGUUUCCUCUGCUCCCCUUGGCCCAACAGGGCCACCCUGGGCCCUCUGCCACCCAUAACAGAGGGUUUGGUACAUGUACAAAUCUGUGAGAGAACUCAUGCUGCACCAGAUGAACAAAUGACCUUUAAGACUAAAGUACAGAAAGACGAACUGAGCGAGAAGCCAAAAGAGAGAAAAAGACGGGAUAGGAGUCUCAGGAUAGCUGUUGACACAUGCAGAGCUCAGAUGAGUCCGAUCCCUGAGACACAACCUGCACAUCAGACUGAAGAUCAAACAAUACUCCCACAUCUUAUUGACCAUCUCAAGGAUCUAAAUGGCCGUGGGAAGCGCACUCGGAUGGAAAGUGGAAAUGGUGUUGCAGAGACGUGCCCUCUAAGGUCAGUGUAUGUGGAUUCAUCUUUGGAAUACAGCCCACUCUCACGGGUCAACUACUACGGUGGACACAUGGAGGGAUCCCGCCAGAUAAGACAUUGUGGAGGUGAAACUCACGUGAGGAGAGUGAAUAUAGAAACAGAUCCCAGCUUCACCGUCUUCCACUUACCGCCCAUUAACCAGAGCCUACUGGUCAACUCAGACUCUGACAUCACAUCAACAAUGAAUAAACCGGAAAUAACAGAUAAAAAAAGGAGCUGUGAGAAUUUACCACAACGAGAACUACGCGUACAUCUCCCUGGCAUCAAAGUGGGAACUACACAUGAAAACCCCUCGGAGAGCCGCGUACACAGGAAAGUGCUGCUGCUUUUCCCUGCACAAACAGAACAUACAGACAACCAUCAGCCAGAUGAUGACCUUCAUAGGACCCCUGUUAAGGAGCGUGAGCCAUGUGGUGAUCUGGAGCAUGCAGAGGGGCUAGACCAAAGAGGACAGGACCCUCUCUCUGACAGCAGGUGCAGGAUUAUAGAGAUGGACCUCGGGCACUUCAUGUGGUCUGACGAUCUAGAAAAAGGAGAUCAACAUCCCCCCCUUGGUCCAUUGCCCCCCCUGGUGGGCCGGAGGGGUCCAGGUAAACAGAGCUCCAUGGCUGCGUACAGACAGAACCUAAAUGACCCUGCAGACACAACAGAAGAACAGACAGGAAACACUAGAGGCUGUCUUCCUCCAGAGCUCAGAGAAUGGCAGGGAGGCAAAGCGUUGGGCACCUUAAUAAUGGGUCCUGAUGGUGAAAUCAUACGCUUGUCUCUCUGGGAUCCCGCAGUUGACACCGAGGACCACCCAAUAAAGGGUGAUGUCACACAAGGUCACGUUCUUAAGGUUGUGACUUCUGAGGGAGAUUUGAAACAGCCUUGGACGAUCCUCAUACAGGACCACACCACAGAUGAAGAAGAAGUCACCACAAGUACUACCGAAGAAACUACUUCUAACAUGGAACAGCUUGACUCUAGUCAUAAGGCGUUUAAGGUCACUCAACUUGCAGAGAAAACUAAUGCUAAGAAGAAGCAGCAUCCAUUAGGUUCCUACAAUAAAACAGUCCGGAAGACACAGGUGUUUAAGGUCAACACUCAUGCAGAGACUAAUGCAGAUGAGGAAGAGGAGGAGGAAGAAGAAGAAGAACUGGGAGAAGAAGAAGAACUGGGAGAAGAAGAAGAAGAAGAACUGGGAGAAGAAGAAGAAGAAGAAGAGGAGGAGGUGGAUGAGAAUGAGGAUGAUUGUUUAAGCACUGACAAUCAACUUGUUAAUAAUGCACAGGUGUUUAGGAUGAAAGUUCACACACGACAGAAGAAGGCAGAAGAUGAUCAGGAUGAUUUAGACUGUCAGACAAUUCAAGAACAGGCGUUUAAGGCCAGAUCACAUGCAAAACAGACUACUGCCAAGAGGAGGAAGGAUUGUUUAGACACUGAAAUAAUUCAGGAGGCAGAGGUGUUUAAGGCCAGACCACGUGCGAAGCAAAGUAAUGCCAAGAGGAAGGAUGAUUGUUUAGACGCUGACAAUGAAAUAAUUCAGGAAGCACAGGUGUUAAAGGUCAGAUCACGUGCAAAGCAGAGUAAUGCCAAGAAAAAGGAGGACUGUGUAGAUGCUGACAGUGAAAUAAUCCAGGAGACACAGGUGAUUAAGGUCAGAUCACGUGCAAAGCAGACUAACGCCAAGAGAAAGGAGGAUUGUUUCGGCUCUGAUGGUGAAAUAAUUCAGGAUGCACAGGUCUAUUUACCUGAGGAGAGAUUAGAGGAAAUGAGCAGCUCCACAACUCACCAGCUCAACAAAACCGGAGAAGAGGCCACUAGGGUGCAAAGAAACCGAAAAGUAAAGACAACUUUACAGCCGGAAACAGGGGUGACACGGGGGUCAAAGAAGACCAAAGGUGCUGCGCCUGCUAUCAGCCCAAAAUCAACACAUUUCACUCCCAGAGAACAUUCACCGGAGUCUCUGUCUCCUGAAGGACAGACAGAAAUCCAGACAGGAUUACCAAUGGAGGCAGACAUGGGUCAUUCAAAGAACACAGGUGGAAGAGAAGAUGCGGAACACACGCUGGUGGAGAAAGUAAAGAAAAAUAAAAAGCUUAAUAAGCAAACAGUUAAAUCAAAAGGGAAGACUGUUCAAAUUCAUAAAGACAUUGAGACCCAGAAUACCAGUGUCCCUGACGAUCCCACUUCUACCUCAAAGAAAAAGAAAAAGAGAACUGAAAAACAGAAAACAGAAGUGUCUGAUGAAGAAAAGGAAGAGCCUAAAAAAAAACAGAACUCAGUAGUUAAUGUUAAAAAGAAGAAAAAGGGUCAACCAGCAUUUGUUGUAGGAAAACCUCGGCCACAGGAAGCUGAAUGGAUGGCAAAUCCAGUGGAUGAGCCUGAGAGACAGAUGACCCUUCAGAGAGAGGUGACAACUCACGACACAGCGGAUGACCAACUACAAAACACUGAGAACACACAAGAACAAACCGAUAUUGACUCUGGGGAUGACAUGGAUGCUGAUACAGACUCAGAGGGUACAGACACAUAUGAAUCACAUGAGGACUCUCCCAGAUCAGUUUACAGCACUCACAGAUCGCAGCACUCACUCAUUACAGCACGUUCAGAUGGCAGCAUUCACAGAAUCUCACAGAACUCCAUCAGAACCACCUCAAUGGGGGUGGCAGCCCACUGUGGCCCGUGUAGCCCUGCACCCCUUUCUCUUAUCCACCUGCCUCCUCAGUCAGAACACCCUCCUGUCUCAGACCCCACUAAAUCUGAGACAGGCAGUGAUGUUAAAAGCAGCGAGGUGCCCACUAACCAAACAGACAAAAAAGCUGCAGCACUGGCUGAAAAGGCCGAGCGCCGUCGUCUGGAGGUGGAGAAGAAACGGAGGGAGAGAGAGGAGGAAAAAAAGAGACAGCAAGAAAAAGAGAUGACAGAAGAGAGGAUGAGGAUGGAACUGGAAGAAGAACAGAGGAAGAGAGCAGAGGAAGUGAGGUUACGGAAGAUUAGAGAAGAAGAUGAGAGACGAAGAAGACAAGAGGAGGAGAUGGAGAGACAGAGGAGAGAGCAGGCAGAGAAGGACAGAGAAAGAAGACGACAGGAGGAGAAGAGGAGGCUGCUGGAACGGCUCCAGAGAGAAAGACAGGAAGAGGAGAAACGGCAGGCUGCUGAACUGGAACGCCAGCGUUUGGAAGAGGAAGCUCGGAAGGAGGAGGAGCGCAGGAAGCUGUCAGAGAUGGAGGAGGCUGAGAGACUGGAGUACCUGCGAAGACAGCAGGAGGAGGAGGAGGAGAGAAGGAAAGCUGCUGAGGAGAGGAGGAGGAAGGACGAGGAAGCAGCGAUGCACGCUGAACAGGAGGCCAGACUGCAGGCUGAGCUGUUUGCCAGGCAGAGGGCAGCACUGGAGCAGCACUUAAAGUUUCACAGGGGUCUCUUUGUGGAGUCAGAAGGGCUGGAGCAGAUGCAGGAUAUCUCUCGUCCCUGGAUUUUCUCCUAUUUCACCCUGUUGAAGCUGCUUGGCUUGUCUGAGGACACACUCAAUGAUGUGCUGUGAUUCCUUCUUUUGGUCUCAUGCAGUAAAGUCCCACACCAGCGCUUAAAGCUGUGUGGAUGCAUGUUUCAAUAGGUGAACAAACUGCCACAUGUGGAAAUCUGCUGGAUCACAUCAUCUCGCUUUGUCAUAUCAGCACUUUUGAAUUGCGCAUGCUCAAACUGGAUUUUUCUUCUUUUUUUAAAGUAUAGAAGUUUGACGUUCUACAUAAAUACAACAAACCUGAACAUUAAUUUAAACUAAUCUGCAAAAAAAUGGCUUGUUCAGAAAUCACCAUUUCAAAGGUCAUUUACGUAGAAGAAGACUUGACAAAAUGGAGUAAUGGCACUUGGUGAAAUCAUGUUCACCAUUUUGAGGCAUUAACUUUCUGUAUGAGAGUCAAGCUUCUGCAACAACAACAUGUGAUUUAUUAUGUGAGGAUCCUGCUUAAAGCAGUGGUUCUCCACCAGGGGGUCCAGGGCCCACUAGGGGCCUUCAUCAAACUUCCAAGGGGGCCUCAAAAUGACUUACAAUGAUUUAAAAUAAGACAAGCAUUAAAAUAAGCUAAAACAACUUAAAAUUAAGAUCUUCUUGUAAUUCACCCCCUCAGCAAACCUAUAUUAUUUAUAUAAAGUAUAUUAUUGUUAUAUACCAUUUUUAUAAAGAAUAUAUAUUUUUCUAUAUAUGUUAGGAUCUAAAAUUCCUUCAAAUAUUGUUGUAGACAACAGAGGGAGCCUUGGAGUCAAAGAAGUUGAGAACCACUGGCAUACAGUGAGCAGCGCCCUCCACUGUCCACAAGCAGAAUCUUUUGUCAUAAGAUGAAAGAUUUGUUCAGGUAUAUUCUAAUAUUUUAUAUGUAGUUAAUGUGGCACUAUAGUAGAAUAUAAGUUUGAAAGAUCACAGCAUGGACCGCGAGUUACACAAUGGCUAAAGGAUUAAAAAGACAAACUAUCAGAAAUUUCAUGUUUUAAUUUAACUAUGAUUAGCAGCCUGUAACAUGAAAAAGUCAGAAGACCUAAAAUAUCUGUAAGUGAAAGACCAUGGGCAAACAUCAAAAUACAGAGGAUUAGUCUUCAUAAGGUAAUGAAAAUAGUAAAAAUAGAAAACUUUAUAAAGAAGUUGCAAAACAGGCAAAUUCAUAUUUAAGAACAUCUGCGUGAUUGUGUGGCAGAUGACGAAGGUGAUAAUUCUCUGCAGCGUCAUGUAUAUACAUACAUACAUACACACAUUAAAAGCUUUCAGUAUUUGGAGCAAGAUGUGGAAUAUAAUUUUUUCUAUAAAAAUAUAGAAAAUAAAAUUAGCCUUUUUAUCAGAUUAUGUGAAGGAAUAAUCAGCAGCUUAAUUGAUUAUCGUUAGUUGCAGCCAUAGACUGUAAAACAUUGUAAGAAAAUGUAAUUGUAAAUGUAAGACAUUAUUAUGAAUUAUUAUAUUAUUUAACUAGCCAAUAAGACUAGUGGAUGCAGACAGUAAAUAUGUAUUGAUUUGCAAGUUAGCAAGCAUAAAACAGUAACAGUAUACUUGCAUACUUUAAAAUUGAUAAUUUGUUGAUAGGAGGAAAAUCAAAAGUCAAAUGGCAGAUAGAUUGACAAUCACUAUAUAAAUUUUGCCAAAACAUACAACAUGUCUUUGCUUUCUUCUUUUCAGCUGCUCAAUGUUUCUUGUUCACAACUUAAAGUUUCUUUUUGUCCUUGGUGUCUUCAAUUACAAAAUCAAGACAUGGUUUAAAAACAGAAUUAAUUUCAUAAUUUGAGCAGAUCUGUUGUUUUUGCUUUAUUUGGUCAGCUACUGGACAUUUACCAAGCUAGAAAAAGGGCAAGGGUGUAAAACAAAUAAAAAUGUAAACAAAAA